AUGGAUUUAAGAGUGGUUUCAUGCACAGAUCUUUGGAUCCAAGAAAUAACCAUUGUGUUGCAACAAUCUCAAACUGAGCUACUCAUGUUUGAAAGGGUGGCCAACAAGGGCAAACACUGCUAUCUCUCUGCACUUGCUUCUGUCCAUUCAAUGACGUACAGUGUUUGUGUUGAAGUAGCAGUGGAUUUAUCGGAGUAUAUUUCUAGUUAUGUAUGGCAGCAGCAAAUAUCAAACAGACAGAGGAAUGAAAUAAGUGGGAGUAUUAAUGCAGGGAAAACUGAAGAUGAAAGGCUCCUUGACUCUACACAAAAUCAGAAGCCAAGAGACAAGCCCGAUGAACCACUUGUGACUGACAUAUACGCUGACGUACCAUGGAAAACAUACAACCUCUCAACCCCAAGUGCAUGGUUCAAACAACUAGACUAA
Molecule: messenger RNA, 426 nt
Organism: Sphenostylis stenocarpa
Lineage: Eukaryota; Viridiplantae; Streptophyta; Magnoliopsida; Fabales; Fabaceae
Source: the annotation of a GenBank genome assembly